Ceratina calcarata is the source of this 10494-nucleotide messenger RNA. RefSeq lists its product as uncharacterized. The record is from RefSeq and is a predicted model, not a curated record. NCBI's taxonomy places the organism in Eukaryota, Metazoa, Arthropoda, Insecta, Hymenoptera, Apidae. Gene Ontology annotation, molecular function: protein-containing complex binding; intracellularly cyclic nucleotide-activated monoatomic cation channel activity. Gene Ontology annotation, biological process: monoatomic ion transport; transmembrane transport. The transcript is spliced from 10 exons. Gene Ontology annotation, cellular component: membrane. Bases 4496 to 8881 code for a protein of 1461 amino acids.
CUGCGGGAAUCGUCGUCCUUCGUAACCGCGGCACUAUCCCCGCGGCUCCUCGCCCCGAUUUCUCGCGUUCCCACCACGACCCCUGCGUCCCUACCAGCCCAUCGUCCCUCCCCAUCGUCAGACAUUCCGGCAUCCUGUCUCACGUCCUCCGUUCCUCCGCGGCUGGCGGGGGUUGCUACUUGCCUCCUAGUGACUUUCGUGGGGUCGAGUAACACGUGCGUGAGGAAGCACCGCCGGUCCGCGACCGGUGCCCUUCCGCGGAUACCUCAGGAAUAAUCGAUCAAGAUCGAUUAAACGCGAAAGUCAGAUCGCACGUGCCUAUCGCUCGCGAGUGAUCGUCAUCCGGUGGCUCGAUGCUGCGUCACAAUUGCGGAGUCGAUCGUCGCUCGACUGCCACGGAAUUCGGAUUUUAUUUCGGUUUCGAUUGAUUUCAAUCCCCUGGUCCCGGUAUCCUCUUCACUCGAUCGAUCGGUCGAUCGAGAACAGAGUGUUACAGAGUGUCUGUGAACCGAUUUAAAAAUUCGUCGUCCGCUGAGAGAUCAGAAUAUCCGUUCGAUCUCUACCGCUGAUUCGAACACCGGUACGAUUCUAGAUCGUUGAAUUUUUAGUUACACGGAAGUCAAGUGAUCAAGUAAGUAGAACGAGGAGUUUGCAGGGUGUAAACGUCGGUAUCUCGGACAAGGAUUAAUUUCACACCAUUCUUCCAUCCUGUUUUGCGAGCGCCGAACGGGGCGACACGCUUUUUAAUUAACGCAAUUACCUAUUUCUCUUUUUCUCUUGUCUCUCUCUCUACGUCGAUGCAGCGCGACGUUUCGUAUUAGCUACGCAGAAGGGAAGCCGUUCGCGGAAAACGAAUUCCGUUUCGAACGGAACGACCGUCGCGUGACGACGAUUGUUCCGGUAACGAGGAAACCUCUGACCUUCUUGCAGAAUUCCCGUCGACCCAAUUCAAGAUCGAGUGAUUCAUUUAUGAGGACCGUCUAGAAAUACGUCCGCGGCUCGUACCUCUCGUGGAUAAAUAGAUCGAGGAAGCGGAACAACGGUAUAUUUGGAUUAAUUCGUUCACUGGUUCGGCGAAUGGUUCGUUCGAUCGGCUCGCGCCUCCCUCAGAAUCGUGAAGUGGUUUCUUCGCUCCGUUUCCACGGUACGACAGUGCCUGUGUGUUACCGAAAGGAAUCGACCGAGUGGAAAAGGCAAGUUGAAAAAGAAGUGCUGACGAAAGAUUCUCAGAGCUGUUGGCCUUCGCAACACGUAAUAUCCUCGCAUCAAUCAUAUUACGAUUUCUCUUAUUGUUCGACGCGAAUUUCAAAUCAAAAGUCGAACAUGACUUCGUUUCAAUUUGCCAUACUUUGUGAGUCAUGUUGCAAAUCAUGUGUCGUGCGUCGCGUUUACAUAAAGUGUCGUAAUUUCGUUGUUUUCACAGCUUCGAUAGGUCUGAGUCGUCUCUCGUUACGUGGAAAAUUGGUGGAAAAGGACUGGUCGCAGAUUUCCUUUAAUCAUUUAUAGAUAUAAGGACAUCUGAGAUAUUUCCAAUCGGGUGGACAAGCUCGAUGAAAGGUGUUCCUCUAGAUCUUUCGUAAUUGGGAAUGAUUGAUAUCGAGUGACAGUUCUCCCGUUUGUCCAACGGCAAAGAUAAACUGCGUAAAGUGGCGAGAGGGACAGCAAUGCAGUGAACGCAUCACGACGUAUGCAGUUGAAGACCAGGGGCUGUGCCGCGCCUCUCAGCCUAUUGCUUCGUCUCUUUCCCUCUUGGUUUACGUGUACCUACCUACGUACACGGCGUGUACCGUGUCCUCAUGCAUUACAAUGUGUGCUCAUUAAACGGUGUCAUCGCUGCCAAAUUAGAAUCAGGUAGACGGAUUACUUUGGACCUGUAAAUAAUUGUGACGUCGAGCAAACUCAGAGUCUUCUGUCAUGCUAUGGAAUGUUGUUUGAUCGCAUGAAAUCGAGGGAAAUUGGUAAGAAAGAAAUUCGAUGUCGUACAGACAGUGAACGGUUGGACUAGAAUCAGGCGAGGGUAGAAUCCGCGUAGGUGGCACGUUCGCCUGGUCGCGCGCAGUUUAUGAUAAUAUUUAAUCCAGUUAUAGGCGGAGGGUGAAUAUAGAACGGACGACGGGCGGGCCGAACCUCGUUGCGGUUAGUUGAUGUUCCGAUGCACGGUGUCGUUGGUAGCAGGUAGUAAUCCAGUUAUGCUCGGGCUGCGGACUCUACGCAUUGCCGGUUACGUUCCGACCGCGUUCCAUCAGUUUUCUUGGUCGUCGCCUUCGAAACUCUUCGAACGAACUCGAAACGAGCGAUCGCAACUACAAAGGAAUUUACGAGUCUGUCUCGUUGUCCUAAAUUUUAUUAAUUUCGGUCAGUCAAUCACGUUGCUUUGAUCUCCGAUGUUUCGAUUGUUAGCCGAGCGAAUUGCCGUGACCAACCGUUUCAUCCCUCUGCGUCCCUCUCGUCCGUGGCCAAUUCGAUAGUUUGCUAAUCCACUCGGCUAAUCUGUUGGCCACACGACGAACAAGAUCGAACCGUCGGAAGUUCAGCGACGGAUUCUCGGUUUAACAGUUCGUACUACGAGCCGAGGUCGUCGGAAUCGAUUUGUUACGAUUGUAAACGCGUUUUAACGUCUCCUCGCCGCGAUACUCAUCGGAUCGCGAAGCCGUUGAGUGGCAACGGGAUUUCGGUCGCGCACGUGUUCCCUCGGUAAUUUCGACUCUCACGUCGGCACCGCACGCUUACAGAUAAGCUCUUCCUCUCGCCUUUGGUCUCUGAUAAAAUCAACAAUUAGAAAACGUAUUUCGUUACUCACUGAAAUUAAAAGACGCACGCGGGUAUCAGUGAAUGUCAGUGUCAGUGAACCAGGAUAUCUACAAAAAAACGAUCUCCGUUCGAAGAAAUCUUUGGGACGUCGCGGGAUAUUAAUUGAACCAUUCUGGAGAGGAAAUGAUCGCGUGUUCGGCGAUCGACACUUGGAGGAAACCGUGAACCGGCUCGAGCCUCUCGCAGCGACCCAAGUGCCCCGGCUCGGUGGGUCCAAUGGUUGUUCGAGGUCCGGUCAAACGUCAUGCUCGAUCUUGUUCGGAUCUCGGUGCCACGGUGGCCGGUAUAGAAUCAAUCGCACGGGCCACGAGAGCGGAGCAGCUACGUGGGAAUCGUCGAAACGAGGAGACAGCCGUCCGGGCGUCGAAGGAGUACCAACGCGACGAUCUCUCGGCGACACGACCUCUCCGAAUUUUAAUGAACAACGGCGCGUGGCCAUACAACCUGAGCCGACGUAGAAUAAAAAGGAGGAAGAAGGCGGCGAUCGAACGACAUUGUCACAAGCGCACGCUGUUCCUAUGACUCGUCGCUGAUAGCUACUUCGAAUAUAAUUAUAAUUUUUAUAGAGAGACAGAAAACUCUGAAUACGAUUAUAGUUCCUUCUACCGGCGAUGAGAUGACUCGUGAGAUUCGUCAUAGUCACACGGUUUCACGUAUUCGCCUUCGAUCCUAUAUAUUAAUCGUAUAAACGUUAGACUGUCGAAGAAAGGAAUUAUCAGAGACGUUAAGCGGCAUUUAAGAGUAAAAGAAUUAAUCUAUCGGAAGAUCAACGAAUUUAUGACGCGGCGUGACACGGAACUAUGAAAACGGGAACGUGGAAAAGCCGAGGGAAGUAGGAUUAGCCUUUCGCGAUCGAUACUUGGGUCCAUCCGAAGAUAUUUAAUCCCCGACAAGGUUCCUAAAAGGAUUUCCUCCUUGAUCAUCGUCCGACCGGGCUGUACGCUUUUCGAAGACACGUUCCCGCGAAUCUCGCCCGGUGGACAGACAGGUACGUCGCGAGCCGAGAGGAGAGAGCCGUGGAAACGUGAGACGAGAGCUUGGCAAGCAGACGAGACGCGCCGGGGGGAUCACGUAUCCUCGCGUUUCCCUCCCUCGCGGGAAAUCAUCGCCGAGGAAGGAACAGAGAAGAACGCAUCCGGCCUUAUCUCUUCUUUUUUUCUCUCUCUUUUCAUCUGCGACGUUGGAGAAAAUUCGUACCGCUAACGAGGUACAAACUCCUCGCGGCUAGAACCAACGGAAUUUCUGAGGGAAACAAGAUUCGCGGAGCUCCUUUGCAUCUUUUCAUCCGAGAGGGAGGGAUCGGUCGGUUUCCAAUCCUACCGAUGAAAAAUAAUCGCUUUUGAAUCGAGUAAGAAACGUGGUCGUCGGAGUAUCGGUUGACGGUGAGCUCUCCGUUCGACACAAAGGGAAUUCGAGGAAAGUUGUGCUGUCGCACGGGAAUCGUUUGCGAUAAAGAUAUCGAACGAGUAGGAGAAGUCGCGGAAACGAGAGUAAACAGAUCGAGUGGAAUCGAUAGGGAGAGAAAAGUAGACGACGGUCCGGCUUUCAUCCCGUUUCCGAGGGAUUUUCGUCGCGAACGAUACGGCGCACCCUUUGAGAAGGCUUAACGUUACUAAGACGGAACGAGGAUGUGCCCCGGUUGGAACAUCGGGAGAAUCGGGCCCUUUUUUGGGAACUCGGAGAAAUGAAGUUAUCAGUGUCGGCUUAUAGAGCUCAGGCCAGUGCCCACAAGAAGAUCCUCUCCAAUUAUCAUCAGCAUCAGUUGAGCUACGGCGCUACCAAUCAAGCGGCCUCGGCCCGGACCCCCUCUGACCCCGCUGCGUUCCUGACUGGCUUCAAAGUGGAUCGUGCGGAGAACGAGGAGGGCCAGGGAGGAGGGGGUGGUCUGUCGACGUCCUCGGCAGGCUGCAGCGGUGCUUCCGGUUCGAGGAUGGGCCCGGGGCCUGAUUCCGGUAGUAGUGCACCCUCUUCGGUUCCCCACUCGCUGGCGACCUCGAGGGACGACGAGGACGACGAGGACGAAGAGAGCAGCGGCAGACGUUCCAAUGGACACACGGGAACAAGGUUGUCGCAGCUGUACGAUUGUGGCACGUCCUCCAGCCACGGAGGAUCCUCGGACAAGGAGCAGACCGGGCUGAGAAGCGCAGCCUCUACGAGGUCCUCGGAGUCCUUGGGGAGCUUAGAUACCGAGAUACCAGCCGCAGCUAGGAGGCCCCGUAGCACGAGGGGCUCGCAAAAAUGGAGUAACGUACGCGCCGUCAUGGCGCUCUAUUCCUCGCUACGCAAGAUCAAGAGAACGAAGAGCAACCAACGUUGGAUGAAACUGCGUACGACCGUUCAGCUCUCAUCCGCGAUAUCAACGAUACAGAAGAAACCACCGUUGAAACGAGAGGACUCGUUCUUGAAACGAUUCUCGACGAGGCAAAUCCCGGAGAGCCAAGAGACGUUGGACACCGGCGAGGGCGAGGGCGACGCGGCCGACGAUAAAGACGCGAGCGGACGUCGACGACGCCGUCCUCGAAGGCCUCAAAGGCCGCCGACGACCGUCGUCAACCCGGACGAGAACUUCUAUUAUUAUUGGCUGAUGCUCCUAUCCGGUUGCGUGCUGUACAAUUUGUGGACGUUGAUCGUGCGGCAAAGUUUACCGGAGUUACAGGCGAAAGCGCCGGCCGUCUGGCUCGCCUGCGACGGCUUUACGGAUCUCGUGUUCUUCCUAGACGUGGCCGUGCAAUUUCGCACCGGCUACCUAGAGCAAGGGUUGAUGGUGUACAACAGCAAGAAACUGGCCGGUCACUACCUCAAGUCCAAGUCGUUCGUGUUGGACUUGCUCGCGUUGCUUCCGCUCGACCUGCUACAGGUGAACCUCGGCAGUAAUCCGAUGCUGAGGUUCCCGAGGUUCCUCAAGAUCUACCGCGUGUACAAUUACUAUUACAUGGUCGAGUCGCGGACGGUUUACCCGAAUCUGUGGCGCGUGUUGAACCUGAUACACAUACUGUUGAUACUGGCUCAUUGGUUCGGAUGCUUUUACUACUUGCUGAGCGAGGCCGAGGGAUUCCAAGGGGACUGGGUGUACCCGUACCGGCCGGGGGAGUACGCGACCCUCACCAGGAAAUAUCUCGGGUCUCUCUACUGGUCCACCCUCACACUGACCACGAUCGGUGACCUACCCACGCCGGAGACCAACGCCGAAAUCGUAGCGGGCGGCGAUCCCCGGAGCCUCGCUCGUCGUGGCCGACUGUCCCGGCUUCUGCAGUUCAAGACUAACGAAGGGUACGUCUUCACGAUAGUCAGCUACCUGAUCGGGGUGUUCAUAUUCGCGACGAUCGUCGGCCAAGUUGGCAACGUGAUUACGAAUCGGAACGCUAAUCGUUUGGAGUUCGAGAGGCUGCUGGACGGAGCCAAGACCUACAUGAGGCAUCACAAAGUGCCCGGGGGGAUGAAGCGGCGGGUGCUCAGGUGGUACGACUACAGCUGGUCGCGGGGGAGGAUACAGGGCGGCGGUGACAUUAACACCGCGCUCGGUCUACUGCCGGACAAGCUGAAAACCGAGCUGGCGUUGCACGUGAACCUGUCGGUCCUCAAGAAAGUCACCAUCUUCCAAGAAUGCCAGCCAGAAUUCUUACACGAUCUGGUGCUAAAGAUGAAGGCUUACAUAUUCACGCCGGGCGACUCUAUAUGUCGGAAGGGAGAAGUGGCCAGAGAGAUGUUUAUAAUAGCUGACGGGAUUCUAGAAGUUAUUAGCGAAACGGGCAGAGUUUUAACAACCAUGAAGGCCGGCGACUUCUUUGGCGAAAUUGGAAUUCUUAAUCUAGACGGUUUAAAUAAGCGCACAGCCGACGUUCGCUCGGUAGGCUAUUCGGAACUGUUCAGCCUAUCACGCGAGGACGUUUUAGCAGCGAUGAAGGACUACCCAGAAGCGCAGGAAAUCCUGCAAAAUCUGGGUAGGAAACGAUUGAUGGAAGCGCAGAAGGUAGCCAAAGCUAGCAGGCAGCCAACGUCACCGGGGCACGAUUCGUCGGACAAUAGCACGGGGAAAAGGAUCGUCGACAAGCUUAAGAGCGACGUGAAGGGUCUGAAGAACGUGUUGAGGAAAAGUAGGCGAAACACCAGGCCGGAAGAGAGCCUGGAGUUGCAACCUUUGACACCGAAAGCGCCUACGUUGAAGAGGCAGCAGAAGGUCGACGACAGCCACGAGCCCUCGGCGCCGAUGGCGCAGGAGCCACCCGUGUCACCUUUGGGUGCUGGUCUCCCUUUGCUCGCCAGAUUGAGGCUGUUAAAGGAGAAAGAGGAACGCGAAGAACGACGAACUCUGAUGGAGACCCCGGUACACACCCCUGAACAGCAACAACCGCCUGCAGAGGCACAGAACCCUAUGAACCCGAAUUUACCAUUUCUCCAAAGGAUAUUAUUGUUAAAAGCGAAGAACGAGCAGGAGAUGAAGGAAGCGGACAAAGAGGCGCCGAUUAAAGAGCCGUUGCUGCCUGCAAACGCUAUACCCGAAGAGUCGCGAGAACAAUCGCCGAAGCCGGCGCCGAAGCCGCCGCCGAGGCAGGCGUCGGUGCAGAGCACGACCGGCGGGGAACAACCGGGACGAUCGUCAGGUAGUUUGGAAAACGCGAACGGUUCGAACUUGAAGAAACCUUGGGCGAUGCUUAAAGACGCGUCGUUGACUAACAAGGAGAACUCGCCGCAGAGGAGUCCGCCGCAGAGGAGGCUGCACUUGAAACAGAGUUUGGUGCACAUCCGACAGCAGACGAAGAUGUACGCGUCCGUCGACGAUCUGUCACCGGAGUACUGCGGACUACCGUUCGUUAAGAAACUGAAGAUACUCAACGAGAGGCAGAAGUUGGCGGAACUCGAGAAGGCCGUGAGGAGCUCCAGUUUGGACUGCGGGGACAACGCUGAGAUCGAGUUCGAUGGGAACUUGACGAGGAGCCACUCGGAGGCCUGCGCCAUUGAGUACGCGAGGAAGUUAGAGAAAUUCAACCGGAAUCGACAAUCGAUGGUUUCGCCGACGGAUCAACUCUCCCCGGAGAACGAGACACUGGAGAGGCGGAAUUUGAAGAGCAUUUUGAAGAAAUUGUCAGCCGGAAGCCGAACCGGUAGCUCGGAAACGUCGGCGACGAGCACGCCGGAUCGCGAGGCGGCCACGGCCGAGUUGAGAAAAUUAAUGAGGGCACCGACGAUCGAGGGUUACGCAGCGCGUCACUCGAAACUCUCGAAGAGCGUGACGUUCAACAAAUACACGUUGCAGAGCCCACCGUCCGAGCAGAUCCCGGGGAAUUAUCCGCUCGGGUCUCAGUCGGCCGAGUCCCAGGAGCAGGCCUCACUGCCACCGCCCAAUAAACUCAGUUUCCGUCCUUUGGGCAGCGGAGGUAUCCUGCAAGUGGUGUCUCGGCCCCGGGAAGAGGAAUACUUGGGGGAACUGGUCACUGGUAUCAGAGAAAUCGUCAAGGGUCGUCUGGAGGAUAUCCAGACGAAGUUCGAGCGACAGUUCACCUCGCUAGAACUGGAGAUUCGCAAACGGGACGAGAUAAUAUCUCAACUGCAGACGAGGAUAUUAGAACUGGAACAGAGGGAAGCGCGGAACGCGGACGAUUCGCUGGGAGACAGCACGGAGCACGACGCCUCCCUCGAGGAGGACCUGGACGACGACCGGGAGGAUCACCCGUUCAUGAGGGACGGCUCGGUGGACACGGUACUGACCACUCGACCGCAGUUCCGACGCUCGUCCACGGAGUCCAGCUCCCACAAUCGAAAGUCAUGGGAGGAGCACUCCGAGGAGGAGACGUUGCAACUGCAAGAGCUACCGACCUCGAUCGUUCCACAGAGCCUGUGGAAGGACGACGUCGCGAUCGAUCUGGAGUCGAACAGCGAGAGCAGCAGGUCCGACGACGAGUUCGAAGAGAAACGGAGGAGCGGACGUCGGAGGAGCGACAGCGAGAACGACGGUGACAACGAGGGCGACGACGUUCGCCGGGCGGGUCACAACAACUGGGAGGUGGUGAUGCUCGCCCAGGAACUCGAAGCGAGACGGAGGAGCACCGAGAACGCGAAUCCGGGUUCCUAGCGCAUUAACGAGAUUCUAGAUGUACUGUGUUACCUGACCAGCACCCUCCAUCCCGAAGGGUGGUGCAACAGGCCGGCAACCAGCGACGCGGCCAUCUGCGAGAACGAUUGCCCUUACUUGCAGUUAGACUUCGAUAGCAUGACCAGUUGCAGGGAGACCAUGAUGUAAAACUAGAACCGUUACCGGUAUAUCGGUCUCUCUUCGAAUCACCGACAAUCGUCUGUACGAUCGUAAGGCAAAACGGUGUAAGUCAUGCGUGAUCAGUUUCUAACACCGUCCUCCUUCUAUUAUUCUCACCGACAAAUGACAAUGAUAAUAAAUCAUGUGAUUCUUUUCAAUUUCAGAAUCAAGUCACUGCGCUCGAACGGAAAAGAGUCGCCUUAAUUUUCUCACGUGAUUUGUAUCGUUCUAUCUUGCAGAUACUCGACGCCACGUUCAUUUAUAUUGUUAAUAAAAAUGAAAUAUGACAUAAAGAUGUUAACGAUUUUUGAUAGAUUGUCGAUGAUCUCGAAGCGACCGGACACCGAGAACUUGUUACUUACUCUCUGAUGAAAUACGAUGGAUGUUUUCUUUUUUUACGAAGCAAUAUGUACCUCUAUCUAUCGUUUCACGAGAUACUCGUUAAUAACGGACAGUAAGAUAGAUUCUAUAAAUCUGUUACUAUACGGAAGAGAUAUAUCUACUUAUGCAUACGAAAUACACGUACACAGGUAUACAUAUUAUUAAUUAUAUUCAUGUACAGAUGUACGAGUACGAGGAAAACGAUUUUCGUUCCCAUUACAUUCGAGACCUUGAUUAAGAAUUCUACAUAUUUUACAUAGAGGACUUCCACAAUUUUUUCAUUCACCCGUUUCGCCUUUACCCUAAGAAAACUAUUGAAUUCGUCUCUCGUCUUCCCGCCACCCAAUCCCUCUCUCUAUUUAUGCAAUCAUUCAACAAGAAAACAAUAUAUACACAGUGGAAGUAUAACGAUUCGAGCGAAAAGGAAGAGGAAACGAGGAAAGAUACGCGCAUACAUACAUGGACACGUAUAUAAUUUAAUUAAAAGAGAAAAAAAAAACGAAAAAGGAAACGAGAAAAGCUAAUGGGAAUUAUAUGUAUAACGACGUAUACUGACCAGACCAAGCUCAAUAUUUCUAGAGUCUUUACAAAAUGAAUAAAUCUGUUAAGGUGACAAAUGGACAAAUGUGACUAUUAAAAUUAAGUAAGGAGAGGAAAUCUAUCGAGAAAGGUUGUACAUACUAGCCUAUAAUUUAUUUAUCUAUGAAUGCGAGGGGAAAAAAGGGGGCGAAUGAUGAUGGAACGUACGUCUAAUAAUAUAGAGGAGAAUCGGGGAGGGUAAUGCAAAUUAUAUUUCGUAUGCGUGAUAGAGAGAGAACGAGCGCGAGAAAGAGGUUCGGCGAAGGAGAAGAGAGAAAGAGAGGGAGCGAGUGUGAGUGAAAGGGAAGCAGAGAGAGAGAGAGCGAGUGAGAAAGAGAGAUGAAAAAACGAGGAAUCCGUAAGGGAAGGAGAAAGAAUUUCGCGUACUAUUACGGUGGAAAGCACGUUAGAUGCUGAUAUGUACCUAACACGCGAAUGAGAAGAGUAUACAAUAAAGAAACAAAUGUUUUCAA